AUGGAGAUUAACCGAACUGACACGUGAGAAAAUGCGCGAAACGAACAAUGAGAAACACGUUUUAGGAGUGAAGACAAUACUUCUGGAUACUCGUCGGCAAAAACGUCGCCACAAACCUCUGAUGACAAUUUAUUGUACGUCGCUGAAAAGAGAAAGGAAAACUUUGCGCUUUCAGAAAACUGUCAAGCGCGCACAAAACUCGGCGAAGAUUUCAGUCAAAGAGCUCUUUUCGAUUCGACUCCGACGCGUCUGAUGAAGAAACGUAUAUGAAAGGAGAGGAACAGUCUGAAUUCCGGCCGAUAGUCACUCCAAACGACUGCGAUCCGCACAAGGAAUGGUAUCACAAACUGCUGAUGCUGAAGAGCGAGUUCGAAAGAGGCGAGAGAGGUCCGUUCCCGCCGUUCCCGCCGCCGCCUCUACCCUCUACAAUGCUGGCCGCCAGCCAAGCAGUUGCGGUCAACCCGUUUGAAGCUGUAAAACGGGCGGCCUCUUACAAAACGGUAUAAUUCUGUGAAACCCUGUGAAUAUGCUCGUGUUUUUUCCAGGCAAAGUCUCCAAACAUGGACCCUAUAGACCGAUCGCUGAAUCGCUUCUGUCCGACCGACUUCCGUCCUCUCCCGCCUCCACACGUCUUUCUUGGAAUGAUCAAGACUCUGGCUCCCCAUCAAUAUGUCGACCUGACUUAUGCACUCGCAGGAUCCGUUCUUCUCGAAAUGGGCGUCAAAGUGCCGGAUCGUUUUCCGCCGCUUCCGCCGAAGAUCGAGCCGUUCCGUCCGGUAAUGGACGUCGAUUCGGUCAUUCACGAAACGGAAAUGUCGUCGCAAUCGUCUUCAGGAGGAGAAUAUUCGGAUGCUUCUGAAAAGACGAAAGAGCUCGACAGAGUUAAAAGAGAAUCAAAUCAGGCGAGGGUGAGCUAAGGAUUAGUGAGAUAUGAGGUGACGAGUAAUUUCAGAGAGAAGCGCGAAAGCUCGGAAUAAUAGCGAAACGGCUCUCUUUGACGAGUAUGUCGCGAGUUUAUCGGGAGAAGAGCAGCUAUCCGAACGAAGAAACCUUCGCGAGGGAUCAUCAUUACAAAUCGUAUGUGAGAUCAUUGGACUGACACCAUAUUUGAUUCCAGGAAAACCCUCGCUGCGUUUAUACCUCCUUCGAUCACACGUGGAAGACGUCCCCCGCCGCUCAUUCCGUCCGCCGUCAUCCCGCCGCCUCCACCGAUAGUCCCUCUUUCCAGAGGGUGAGUUAAUUUUUUUAAAGAUAAUCUUUCAAUAUUAAACCCUUCUAGGCCAAUCUUCGGAUCCUCAAUAAUGCCUCCGCCGAUGCCGCCGCCAAUAAUACUGUUUCCGUUCCCGAUUCCUCAUUUGCCUGAAACGCCGCCAACGUGUCAUUCGAGAGCGCCGAAAAUAACUCUGAAAAUGAAGUCGCCAGUCGUCGAAACAAAAAAGACCAUGUUGUUAGCCAAAAGUCGCUUCAUUCAGUGA
Messenger RNA from Caenorhabditis sp. 36 PRJEB53466, 1475 nucleotides. Lineage: Eukaryota; Metazoa; Nematoda; Chromadorea; Rhabditida; Rhabditidae. The record is from the annotation of a GenBank genome assembly.